AUCUAUUACUAAUUCUGUAAUUCAGAAAAGGGUAGAGAUUUCAAAGCAUGACAAGCACAGAUUCCUAUACAAACACGAUACAUUUUAUAGACAAUGAACUCAGUGAAGAUGAGGUGGAAGGUCUUAAAUUUCUAUGUGAGCCAUCUAUCCCAAAAAGCAAGUUAAAAAAUAUUUCUCAUGGACGAGAGCUAUUAAAAGCUUUAGAAAGUUGCAACAAGUGGUCAGAAGACGAUGUUUAUUAUUUAUGUGAACUGUUAAUGAUAAUUGGACGUUUAGACUUGGUGGCAAAGCUUGAUCACAGUGCACUGAAGAAAAGGCGAGAAACUUCUAUAUGUCCUUUUCGUGUCCUACUGUUUAAAAUAAAUGAAGAGUUAGAUCAGGAGGAAGUCAAAACAUUGAGAUUUUUAUAUGGAAAAGUACCUAAAAAAGAGAUGGUUAAAAAUAGCCUUGAUCUUUUCUCAUACAUGAUAAAACAAAUGGAAAUAACUCCAAAUAAUAUCACACGUCUGCAGACUCUCAUUACUGAUAUUAAACGAAACGAUUUACUAGAAUUAUUAGUGGAAUAUGAAAAUAAGCAUAUACUAAAUGGUUAUUCCUGGAACACAGAACAGUCCAUCCCCACACCUAGUCCUUUGAACCAGUUUGUUUAUAACAACAGCGAUCCUGUUUAUGAAAGUGUAAGUUAUCAAGAAACAUUUGGACCAAGUAAGAUUCAAGUUUUUUUAAACUUUUUGAAGAAUAUUAAUAUCACUCAGAUAACAGCCAUGCAGGUAUCCAAAGAAGAUUCAGCUGGAGAUGAAAUUUCUAACAGUGACAAUAAUCAUUACCAAUUUUCCUUUGAUGAGGAAAUGAGUGUGAGCCACCGUAUUUUCAGCCAUGCAGAACCUUCAACUAUGUCAAUGCAAGCCUCUGAAGAAUCAGUCAGCUCUGUAAAUAUGAGUAUGGAAUCAGAACCUUUAGAAUAUUAUAAAAUGGAUGCACAUCCUCGAGGGAUAUGUCUUAUAAUUGACAACCAAAAGUUUUCAUACAACCCAGAUGACCCACAUGCCACCCAAUUGUGUGACAGACUUGGGUCAGAGAAAGACAGUGAAGCACUAAAGAGGACUUUUGAAGCUCUGAAUUUUAUUGUAGAAUUAAAUUUGAACCUUCAAGCUCACAGUAUGCUUGAAGUCUUUAAGCAGGCUAGCCAGGCCCAACACAGAAACUAUGAUUGUUUUGUUUGCUGUAUACUCUCACACGGAGGGGAGGGGUUUGUUUACGGUACCAACGGCCACAAAAUACCAAUUAAAAGAAUUAUAGAGAUGUUUAGAAUACAGAACUGUCCACAACUUGCUGGAAAACCCAAACUAUUUUUCUUACAAUGUUGUCGUGGUAAAGAACAUCAACAGGCCUUUCUUCCGCCUGAAAUUGAAACUGAUACACCCCUGCCUGAAGCACCCAUGGAACUGAUGAUACCCAACGAGGCAGAUUUUUUAUUUGGAUAUGCCACUGUAGCAGAUGCUGUGUCAUACCGCAGCAAAUCUGCUGGGACAUUUUACAUCAAUGAACUGACCAGAGUUUUGAAUGAGUAUGCCAGAAGGUACGACCUGUUGACGCUGCUUACACUUGUAAACCAAGGUGUGUCUAAACGAAUGUUCAGUGAAAUCAGAGAGGGGAGACAAAUUGUUUACAAGCAGGUUCCUGCACCACAAUAUACUCUUCUUAAAAUGCUUAAAUUUUUCUAA
This is a messenger RNA of Physella acuta, 1724 nucleotides long. RefSeq names its product caspase-8-like. The record is from RefSeq and is a predicted model, not a curated record. Gene Ontology annotation, molecular function: cysteine-type endopeptidase activity; protein binding. NCBI's taxonomy places the organism in Eukaryota, Metazoa, Mollusca, Gastropoda, Physidae. Gene Ontology annotation, biological process: regulation of apoptotic process; proteolysis.